AUGGACCAGAAGGCCAAAGAGCAUCACGCCGUCGUCUACAAGACAAAGCAGAAGAAGACGAUUGCGGCCUAUGUUUACAAUCCAAAUGACUUUCGCCUCCCAACCUACCUCCAACUCCCACCGGAGCUGCACAGCCUACACAUGCACGUCGCCGAGGCCGCCUACGCUGUAAUUGACAGCAUGCGCUUUCUCGACUUUGCACGCGCUCAGCGAUACUACGCGAUGUGCCCCACUCAACAGGGCGCCAUCUUCGACAAACACUCUCAAUCGAUCAGACGCCUUCUUGAAUGGACUGAAGACUACAAUCCAAUGGAUCCGACCCUCGCCGCGGGCAGCAAGCUGUCGUGUGAUAUUUUGGAAUUCCACAUGGACCAAGUUGCCUACGCCACCUACGCUGAUUUGUACCUCAUGGCUUUGCAGCGAUUUGUCAACAUCGAGUGGUCUUCCUACUGCCAGAAGAUGCUCCAUAUGAAGCUCCAAGCCUCGCAGAAGAUGAAUCGCUUCGACUACCAAGCAUGGCUGUACUGGUGGCAUGGAGAAUUCAGAGCUUCCAUGGAGAAGUGGGAGAUUUACCUUGACAACAUGUCCAUUCCAACUUGGGAGGAGAUCGUUGAUGAGCUCUAUGGCCUGAUUCUGGAGCGUGUUGAGGACUCGCAGGGAAUGAAUGCUGUGACGCUUGCUAAGACACUUUGCUCCUGCCAAGUGAAGCUGCCCAAGGGCGGUAGGGAGCUACCACCUAAUCCAGAUUCGGUCUUUUAUUUUGGAGAUCUUGCUUUCGCAGGAUGA
Molecule: messenger RNA, 786 nt
Organism: Penicillium canariense
Lineage: Eukaryota; Fungi; Ascomycota; Eurotiomycetes; Eurotiales; Aspergillaceae
Exons: 1
Coding region: 1-786 (261 amino acids)
Source: RefSeq, a predicted model, not a curated record